UAAAUUUCAGGCAUUCUGAUCCUAGUUGAAAGAUUUAUUACAAAAAAUUUCAAUCUUCAUUCUAUUCAUACUCAUCAUAUGUUGCAUAUUCUAUAAAUUCCCAAGCUAUGCUUCCAAAUCAUAGAAAUUUGGAUGACAAUGUGCAGCCUUCUACCAAACCUGCUCCUUCUCUUGCCAUCAUUGGCAUCAGCAAGCCAGGUUCCACUGGAACCCAAGACUCCUCUACUGAAUCUGGACAACAAGCCUCACAUCAUCAAUUGCAACAACUCUCCACAAGAGCUUCAGGAGUGUGUAAAUCUCGAGUUGCAACAGCUUUACCAAACUCCGGCUGUGAACUUGGCCAAACAAGCUCUAAUAAAACAGGAGAUAGCACUCAGGAUCUUUUUAAAAUCAUUGAAGAAGACAAAGUUGCAAGGAGGGCUGCACAAGUAUCGAGCUCAAAGGGAGAGCAGAAAGAAAGCACGAUUUACAAUACUCAUGGAGGUGUGUGCAGGUGCGCUAGCUGUCCUAGUGGCAAUAUUAAUGAUGGAAGUGAUGCUCAUGGAGGUGCUGAUGGUGGACCAGCUUUUUUAGGUAUGGUUGGAAGUCACUAUUCAGUUUCAAAUUGUGAAAGAGAUGAGGAACAGAAUUUUUCAUCUUGUACCAUUGUGUCAUUACCUCCAUUGUCCAAUACUACAAACCUAUCAUCUGAAGGAUUGUGUUCUAAAAUUAGUAAUUCCCUAAGUUCUCAUUCUGGUCAUCCUAGCUCAAGUUGCAUUCCAAGCAGUUCAAAUUACUGUAGUUCUGAAGCUAAGAAAAUUAAUGUUAACAUAGAUUUGAAGACCAAUGAUACUAAUGAUUUCAAAUUGAACACCCCUGUGGCAUCCUCCUUUAUUACUAAUUCUACUGGUCAAGCUCUCUCUGGCAGUUCUACAAGAUCAAACUUGUUGGAGAGUAAUCCUUCUAUCAACAUGCCUGAAACAAGCCCAUUAGAAAAUACAUUUGGGAUUGACACCUCAUGUGGGACAGUUACAGAUGGCUCAAGUAAUCCUCCUCGUACAUCAACCCUUGUCCAGCCACUAAUAUCUAGGCAGAAUGGUCCACGCACAUCAGAGCAAGGCACCAGUACUGACUUUCCUGAAGAAGCCACCUUCCAAAGUCCACCUUCUGUAGCAGGCAGCAGAUUAAAUGAUGUGAAUCAAGGCUCUCAACAUGCAGCAACACAGCAGCCUGCAACUCCAGCACCUAAUGGCAAUGCUUUUCCCAAUGCUCGUGUGACUGUUCCUCCAAACUUGAAUCAGCUGCGAGGCAGAAUGUUCCAAUUACUCUUCCUAAGAGCAUCAAUUGCCUAUGCUCGUUCAACCACUCCUUUCAUCCGGAGGCUAUUAGAGUUUGUUCUUCUUGCCAAGAGUUUGGGAUGCCUCUUCCUCCUGAUCCUGGUCCAUGUUUACCUAUGUAACCAGUCCCCUGCAUGCCUCCCACCGGACACUCUGUGGGAUAAGACUGGCAUACUGCGUGUGGAGGUCAUUUCUAAUCCUGAUCCUUCCUACACACUUGAGCACAGCUACCAGAAAGAAGAACUUCUUCAUCGCAGGUACACCACGGAAGGCGGCUCAGUAAUUUUUACUGCAAUGGAAGACCUCAACAAAGUUUCUGACGCUGUGCUGCUUGAUGAUGCUGCGAUGCCUGACUGGAUGGUGCAGUCAACUUCCAAAACGUACACCGAGAGCGAUAGCACUGGAGAAGACGAGGCGCCGGAGCGAGAGACGCUGAGCUGGUCAGAGCAAAUGUCGGUGUCCGUGAAGGAGCUGAGUGGACCUUACGUGUCGCCCAUCACCAUCGGUCUCCUCAGUCUUUUUUACGACGUUCCGCUGUCGAGAGCUUUCUCGCAUGCGAGUGGCGUCGCCCCUGAAACUGAGGAAGAACCCGCCUCGUGCCCCGCCAUCCAGCGCCGUAAUCCCUUCCUGCCCCCCACCACCACCUGCCCCGCUACUCCUGGCUCGAAGACAUCCAAUGACGAUGUUUAUAUCUACAUCCCGGACGACGCGUUCAUCAUGGAAUAUGCGCUGGACUACGGACUCCUGCGUCUGUCAGGGUCCACAAGACGCCGGUUAGGUGCUCCUGUCACGCUAGUGGUGCUCGACCCCGAGACCAACCCCUGCUUUGGCGACAAGUUCUCCACCUUCCUUCUCUCCAACCUCGUUGGUUAUGACGAACUUCUACUCGCUGCCGUUAAAAAUCUUGCAGAGAACGAUGGAGGAAAGGGGUACCUCAGGAACGUGGUGACAGGCGAGCACUACCGCUUCGUGUCAACGUGGCUGGGUGGUACGAACUACUUGGGUGCUGGGCUUGUGAUGCUCGUGUUCACGCUGUCUGAGUCGCUGCUGCUGCGGUACUCCCACCACCAGAUCUUCCUUUUCAUCGCCCAUCUCUUCCAAAUGACGGAGAUCAACACUGCUGCCAUGGCCACAUUUCCUGCAGCUCCUAUGCUCACCGUUAUAUUGGCUCUUGUGGGGAUGGAAGCGAUCAUGUCUGAGUUCUUCAAGGACACCACGACGUCAUUCUACAUCAUCGUGAUCGUGUGGGUGUGUGACCAGUACGAGACUCUCUGCUGCAACCAACCCGUCACUCGCAAACAUUGGCUGCGCUUCUUCUACCUUUACCAUUUCGCUUUCUAUGCGUACCACUACAGGUUCAAUGGACAGUAUUCGUGGCUGGCGCUCAUGACGUCAUGGUUCUUCUUGCAGCACUCGAUGCUGUACUUCUACCACCACUACGAACUGCCAGCAAUGCUGCGAUCAAGACCUCGCCCUCAGGUGGUCAGCACCAUCUUGAGACGUGGUCCUGGUGAUGGUAAUGCUGCAGGUCGUGGCAACGCUGGCACCUCUACUGGUAAUGCCGGCACCUCUACUGGCAAUGCCGGCACCUCUACUGGCAAUGCCGGCACCUCUACUGGCAAUGCCGACACCUCUACUGGCACUGCCGGCACCUCUACUGGCAAUGCCGGCACCUCUACUGGCAAUGCCGGCACCUCUACUGGCAAUGCCGGCACCUCUACUGGCAAUGCCGGCACUUCUACUGGCAAAGCACCACCACUGCUGGCAACGCCGGCACCAGCACUGCUGACACUGCCGCUGCUGCCCCCGGUAGCGUUAACAAUCCUGGUUUCAAUUCUGCCCAAUCUGUCGUCAACAAUUCCGCUUAUCAAAACGUGA
Molecule: messenger RNA, 3194 nt
Organism: Hyalella azteca
Lineage: Eukaryota; Metazoa; Arthropoda; Malacostraca; Amphipoda; Hyalellidae
Exons: 11
Coding region: 108-3194 (1028 amino acids)
Biological process (GO): positive regulation of ERAD pathway; response to endoplasmic reticulum stress
Cellular component (GO): endoplasmic reticulum
Source: RefSeq, a predicted model, not a curated record